UGGGAAUCAAUGGAGAGCCCUGCCUCGCUCAGCCCAGAGAAGAAAACCGGCUUCUGAAGAGGAAAUCAGACUGUUUUCGCUUUCCCUCAGAACCACAGAGAAAUAACUGGGAAUCAAUGGAGAGAGAGAUGGACGAGAACACCAUGAUGGAUGCCCUGACUGAGUUGAGAUGCCACUUUACAUGGGAUUUGCUGAGAGUAGACAACAUAGAUUUGACUGAUCUAGAAAACAGAAUCCAAGAUGAAAUUGAAUGUCUAGACACAAAUUUCAGGAUGAGUAUUCACAACACAUUGGCUUAUGUGAAGCUUGUAAGAGGUCAAAAUGAAGAAGCUCUUGAAAGCUUAAGAAAAGCUGAAGAAUUGAUCUGGGAGCAUUAUGGUGAUCAAGCAGAGAUAAAAAGCUUUGUGACCUGGGGAAACUAUGCUUGGAUCUAUUAUCACAUGGGUGAAUUCCCCGAAGCUCAGGCUUAUCUGGAAAAGGUAGAAGCAGGUUGUAAGAAGCUUUUAAGUCCCUUCCGCUAUAAAGUAGAACUUCCAGAAAUUGACUGUGAGAAAGGAUGGGCAUUGCUCAAGUUUGGAAAGGAGUAUUAUGAAGAAGCCAAAGUUUCUUUCGAAAAGGCCUUAGAGUCAGAGCCUGACAACCCUGAAUUUAAUACUGGAUUUGCAAUCUGCAUGUUUCGUCUGGAUUUACAAGAGCAAUAUGAUAAGAGUAUUUCUCUAGAACCACUAAAAAAAGCAGUCAGAAUCAACCCAGAAGAUGCUUACCUUAAAGUUCUUCUUGCACUGAAGCUCCAGGCCUGUAAACAAGAAGAAGAAGGAGAAAAAUACCUAAAUGAGGCUUUAAAUAGCAUGGCAUCAAAACCCUAUGUCCUUCGCUAUGCAGCCAAAUUUUACUGCAAAAAAGGGUACCCAGAUGCAGGUAUUGAUCUCCUAAAAAAUGCUCUGCGAAGAACUCCAACUUCCAAUCUUCUGCAUUCUCAGAUGGGAUUUUGUUACAAGGCAAAAGUGUAUCAAAUCAAAAGGGCUACCAAUUUCAGGCCACGAGGCAGGGAUAAACAAAAUCUUGAGAAAGCAAUUGAAUUAUCUAUAUUUCAUUUUAAAACAUCAAUAGAGUAUAGACCCACAUUUGAGUUAAGUUAUUUAGAACUGGGUGACAUGUAUGCAGAAGCAGGUGACUAUAACAAGGCAGAAGAAAGCUACCAGAGAGUUCUAAAUCUGAAAGAAAUUCAAGAUAGGACAAGGCAAGAAGUCCACUAUCGCUUUGGUCGCUUCAAUGAGUUUCAUAGGAGGUCUGAGGUUGAUGCACUCAACCAUUACUUGGAAGCUUUAAAAAUAGGCAAAGGAAAAUCAUUGAUGGGGAAAGGUCUUCCAAAUUCUCUGGAGAAAUUUGUUAAAAAGCGUCUUCGGCAAAAUGAGUCAGAUGUGGAGACUUUGAGUCUCUUGGGGUUCAUCCAUAAAAUGAAAGGAGAAACAGAAAAAGCCUUAGAGGUGUAUGAGGCAGCCCUGGGAUUGGACUUCUCCAACUCUGCUUUCUGAAAAGCCUCUCUUCCUUGAAGAUACUGCCCAAGCACCAGAUUCCAAUUGAAGUCAUUUCUAACUCCUUCAGCUGCUAACGUUUUCUUUUCUCUCCAAACACCUUCCAUUUAUGAGGUUUAUUUGUGUCUGUUCUGUUCAUAUCCAUUUGGUAUUUUUUUCAUAUUGACUUGUCUAUUAGCAUGCAAACUACUUGAGAAUAAGGAUUAUUUCAUUCAUUGGAUUUGAUAUCUAGCACAGUGUUUGGUACAUACAUAGGAGGCACAUAAUAAAUGUCUGUUAACUGACUGUUGACUGAUUGAUUAAUGGAUUAAUUGGCUGUUGGAAAUAAAGCCCUCUAUCAGCAGUGA
Monodelphis domestica (gray short-tailed opossum) is the source of this 1882-nucleotide messenger RNA. NCBI's taxonomy places the organism in Eukaryota, Metazoa, Chordata, Mammalia, Didelphimorphia, Didelphidae. The record is from RefSeq and is a predicted model, not a curated record.